This is a messenger RNA of Oppiella nova, 641 nucleotides long. The record is from the annotation of a GenBank genome assembly. NCBI's taxonomy places the organism in Eukaryota, Metazoa, Arthropoda, Arachnida, Sarcoptiformes, Oppiidae.
CCAAAGUAUAUAUCUAUGCAUUGCGUUCAGAGUCUGAGUGACUCUUUUGAUCCUGAGUUUUGAUUUCACUGUCAAAGUGUCGACUCAAACAGUAUUGCGAAACAAUGCAAAGAGUGACCAAUUGUCUCAUCAAAAGCCACCUAAAACUAGGCGCAAGUGUUGGCUAUGGUCUGAAUGGCAGGAUUGUGAGCACCGUUGGCACCACCGCUCCCAACGGACAGCCAUUUCGCGUAUUCACCGCACGGGCAGCUCAGGAACCCUUCCUCAAUGGCUCGUCAUCUAUAUAUGUGGAGGAGAUGUAUAAGUCGUGGCAAAAGGAUCCCAAUACUGUCCAUAAGAGUUGGGACGCAUUCUUCAAGAGCGCCACCGCAGGAGUACAGCCCGGGUUCGCGUACACGAGUCCACCCUCUUUGGCCUCCGGGGGCUCUACUCUGCCCGCCAUUGACAUCACCUCAACCACAGCCUUAAGUCCGCAAAGCGAUGUGUCAGCCGUAGGGCACCGGGAUAUCGACGACCACUUGUCUGUCCAGGCGAUCAUACGCUCCUAUCAGGUUCGGGGACAUUUAGUAGCCAAAUUGGAUCCGUUAAGUAUCACAUCGGCGAACAUCCACUCGCCCCUACACUCUGGUACGCCCAGUUCC